UACGACGUCGUUUGGAAACAGUUUGAUUUGGAUUUAACAUUUACGUUUAAACCUUGUACACAGUAAAACGGCGCCGUUUCGCUGUGCUGCUGCCGUUGAUUGUUUCUACCUGCCGACUGCCGCUCUCCGGCGCCCUCCGCCUGUUCGUCUGUACUCUUCAGUCGUAUCUCCGUUCAUAGCUUCCUCGGCCAUAAAGAGAAGUCAAGGUUUGCAAUAUGGACCUUAAACUAUUCAAAUUAGACAUUGACGAGCUUAUAAAUGAGUUUGCCAAGGGUGGAUCUCCUACUUUUGCAGAAAUGAAGAGAGUGUGGGUUUCUAAAAAGUUCUCCUAUAUUUUCGAGGCUAGUCCCCCUAAAGAUCAAGCAUGCUUUAUACAAUCACUCUAUGCUUACUGCAUUGGUUAUAUGGUGUCUACUAAUUCUCUUUUGAGUAGACUGGGUGGACUAUAUUGCCUAUAUUGCCUCUAUGAGACACAGCCAUUCAAGCCUCCUUUCAAGAUUUAUUUAUCUAUGGGAGAGUUAAAGAAUCUUAGGAACGUUGUCGCUGAAGCAAAGGCCAAAGAUGUUAAGGUAGUCCCUGCUGUAGUCAAGCGUAUGUUUGAUAGGAACAUGUUUCUUUUUGGGUUUGUGGAUGUGAAUGAAAGCUCUGCAGCGGAGAGACUAGAUGAACUUUCAGAAGUACAAAAUGCAAGUAUCCAAAUAGCAUGCAAAAAGUUAUUUGCAAAUAGCCGGAUCGAGCAUUUCACCCACAUGGAUAUGGGAUUGGAGCUUGAGGUGGAUAUGCUCAAGCAAAAGUCAGCAGAUUAUGCAAGGGCGAAAGAUCUAGCUAUUAAAGAGGCUAGUGGCAUUGUGGAUGUAGAAAGUAUAAAGCACAUAGCAGAAAACCAGACAUUGAUAGGAGACGUGGUCGGGAAGACUGCUGAUGACUGGAAAGUUCAGAAGGAACUAUUUUAUCAAAAAACAGGCAUUCUUCAUCAGCCUGUGAAAAAAGACUCAGUUGACGUUGUUGGAGGAGAGCAUGAUAAGUCCCAACAAAAAGUGGCUGAAGAGCAUGAUAAGUCCCAACAAGAAGUGGCUGAAGAGCAGGAUAAGUCCCAACAAGAAGUAGCUGAAGAGCAGGAUGACAAUGAAGACUUCAGUAAGGAACUUGAAGAAGUGUUAUUGUCUGCACAGUACGACUCUGACUUCGAAGAAUAGGGAGUCCUUUUUAGGCCAGAAGACCAUCAGUGGAAUUAUUAAACUGAAAGAAGGGUAGACCAAAAGCUCCAACAGAAGUCCACAGACCCCUCAAUUGACACCAAUGAGUUUUUGCAAAAGGGAAAUGGCUUCUUUUGCAGCUAUAAACAAUUUUGUAGUUGUAAAAAUGGGCAAAAUCUUGGGAGAUCUAGCUGUAAAUCACAAGUAUGAUUGUAAGUGCUUUUUGGGUGAAUGAAAGAAUACAGUCUUCUUACAAUGUACAUUCUCUAGAAAUGGGACUUAGACAGAUAAAAAAUUGCUCUUUUUAUUUCUCCAAA
Messenger RNA from Solanum lycopersicum (tomato), 1513 nucleotides. RefSeq lists its product as uncharacterized. Gene Ontology annotation, biological process: snRNA transcription by RNA polymerase II; snRNA transcription by RNA polymerase III. Gene Ontology annotation, cellular component: snRNA-activating protein complex. Lineage: Eukaryota; Viridiplantae; Streptophyta; Magnoliopsida; Solanales; Solanaceae. The record is from RefSeq and is a predicted model, not a curated record. Gene Ontology annotation, molecular function: sequence-specific DNA binding.